Messenger RNA from Syzygium oleosum, 981 nucleotides. RefSeq lists its product as uncharacterized. The transcript has a single exon. Bases 93 to 755 code for a protein of 220 amino acids. The record is from RefSeq and is a predicted model, not a curated record. NCBI's taxonomy places the organism in Eukaryota, Viridiplantae, Streptophyta, Magnoliopsida, Myrtales, Myrtaceae.
GGGAAAAGGAUCAGGCAAUCGGUGGUUCCUCGUUCGCUUGACUUGUUGACUUUAGGCAUUCAACUCCUCCGUCGUCCUCCUCCUCGUCUUCCAUGGCGUCCGCCGCGAUCGGCCGGGCCUCCCUCCCCUUGCUGCUGUCGGCGAUCGUCCUCCAGUGGGGCUUACUCCCUCUCUCCGUCGACGCGAGGCCCUGCAAGACCCUCCUCAUCGCCUACUCCUUCUCCUUCACCGGGAACCCCGCCUCCCUCCGCCACCACCACCACCCCCACAUAAGCCACCGCGACCACCCCUUCCCGGCCGUCGAUUUCGCGAGGCCCGGCCUCUCUUCCUCCGAUCCCGCCUCCUCCUCGUCGGCGGAGCUCAUCACGAUCUUCGACGCCUCCGAUCGCCAGUUCGAUCCCAGGCCGGCCUUCCUCAUAUUCGAUCGCCGCGUCUUCCCUUCCCGAGAGCUGGACCUGCCGCGCCCGCAGCUUCCGCAGCGGCGGCAGCGGUCGGUGCCCCGGGGAAUCUUCGAUCUGAGCUCCCUGCGCGACCGCACGGUGGACAUCCUCAGCGUCGUCGUCGCCUUGCUCUUCGGCGUGGGUUGCGGCGCCCUAACCGCGGCCACCAUGUACCUGGUUUGGUCUCUCUUCGCCAGCCACCGCGGCGAUGAUUUCCAGGAGGAGUCCGAUGAUGAUGAGGUUGCGAGCCCUAAGAAGAUGGGUUAUGUCAAGAUUCCUGCUGCAGAUGCCUUCCCAGCCCCAACCAAAGCCUAAAGCCUGUAGUCGCUGUUUGAACAGUUACCUAUUAUCGUUUGAAUAAAUCGUGUGGUGUACUCUGUCUUCAGUCUUGUUGUGUAAGUUCCGUGCGUCUAUUCUGGAUUAUUGAUGCUUUACUCGGAAAGACUAUCACUUUGUUUUUAGAUAUCUGUCCCUAACUUGAUCGCCCGAUUUCGGGUCUUAGUGUAGCCAGCAAUUAAGUUAAAGCAUCGGUUGCGUUUUA